Populus euphratica (Euphrates poplar) is the source of this 1220-nucleotide messenger RNA. Its product is annotated as flavonol synthase/flavanone 3-hydroxylase-like. Bases 55 to 1056 code for a protein of 333 amino acids. NCBI's taxonomy places the organism in Eukaryota, Viridiplantae, Streptophyta, Magnoliopsida, Malpighiales, Salicaceae. The record is from RefSeq and is a predicted model, not a curated record. The transcript is spliced from 4 exons.
GAGAAGGAGCUAGCCUUGAAGUCUCUUUAACCAUUUUUAUUUGAAAAAUAAUAGAUGGAGACAGAAAGAGUACAAAACAUUGCAUCUACAUUCGAAGAAACAAUCCCGGAAGCGUUUAUCAGAUCUGAGCAUGAGCAACCUGCAAUCACCACCGUUCAUGGGGUCAACCUUGAUGUCCCCGUCAUCGAUGUAAGCGACCCGGAUGAGGAAAAGAUCACCCGUUUGAUCGCUGAUGCUAGCCGGGAGUGGGGCAUGUUCCAAAUUGUGAACCAUGGCAUACCGAGUGAGGUCAUUAGCAAGUUUCAGAGUGUGGGUAGAGCCUUUUUUGAGCUCCCACAAGCAGAGAAGGAACUCUAUGCCAAGCCACCAGGGGCUAAGUCUAUUGAAGGAUAUGGAACCUUUCUUCAAAAAGAAGUAGAGGGCAAGAAAGGUUGGGUUGAUCAUUUAUUCCACAGGAUAUGGCCUCCUCCUGCCAUUAAUAACCGGUUCUGGCCAAAAAAUCCACCUCUAUACAGGGAAGCCAACGAGGAAUACGUAAAGUAUCUGCACGGGGUUGUAGACAAACUCUUCAAGAGCCUGUCGUUAGACUUAGGGCUUGAAGAGCACGAACUCAAAGAAGCUGUGGGCGGAGAUGAGCUGACAUACCUUCUCAAAAUAAACUACUAUCCACCUUGCCCACGUCCUGAUCUAGCUCUUGGGGUGGUGGCUCACACUGACAUGUGCUCCAUAACAAUUCUUCUUCCCAAUGAUAUUCAGGGCCUCCAGGCCUGCAGAGAUGGACAGUGGUAUUGUGUCAAGUACAUACCACAUGCAUUAGUCAUCCACAUCGGCGACCAGAUUGAGAUUUUGAGCAAUGGGAAGUAUAAGAGUGUGUUCCACAGAACCACAGUAACUAAAGAUAAGACAAGAAUGUCAUGGCCUGUGUUCUUGGAGCCUCCAUCUGACCUCGCUGUAGGCCAUCAUCCAAAGCUCGUUAAUGAAAAGAAUCCCCCCAAGUACAAGACCAGGAAUUACGGUGAUUAUUGCUAUUGUAAGCUCAACAAGAUUCCACAAUAGGUGAACUCAGGAGGAGGAUACGAGUGUCGUUUUCUAUAUUUCUUGUGUUAGCGUAAUUGUGUUGCAAGGAGAAUCUACCCCUUUAAUGACUUUAACAGAAAAUUCCUGUUAACAUGCGAACAUAAUAUGAAAUCUGCCGAAUAUUUUUACUUUGUCAUAACUUU